Molecule: messenger RNA, 2219 nt
Organism: Rhinolophus ferrumequinum (greater horseshoe bat)
Lineage: Eukaryota; Metazoa; Chordata; Mammalia; Chiroptera; Rhinolophidae
Gene: CHCHD7
Product: coiled-coil-helix-coiled-coil-helix domain containing 7
Exons: 6
Coding region: 584-754 (56 amino acids)
Source: RefSeq, a predicted model, not a curated record
GCUGGCCACCGGGGAGCGGGGGCAGCAAACUAGGAUGAGCACUACUUAAGGUCUAGCUGCGUGAGCCAUUGACGUGUUUGGAGCUGGAGACGGCCCGAGCGCUGGUGAAGCGGUAACCCGAGGUGAGUGGUCCCGCGCCCCUCCCUCCGCGGUGGCUGCAGUGAAGGGGAAAGAGAAGGCCGCACCUAGGUCGCAUCGGGGCCGAAUCCACUUCCGCGCGAAGCCGCUUCUACCAGGGUUCGCCGCAUCGCGGGUCCCUUUCCGUCGCUUUCCCUCUCGGCGAUACAGUUUCCUUCGUUUUCCUCGCUCCCAGCCCCACUUGGCACUGUCUGAGGUCGAAGCAAGGUGUGUUCACCUGUGCCCGCUAUCCACUAUUGGACAGACAGGAAGCAUCGCGGAAGUGAGCGAGGCCUCGGGCUUGUAUCUCUCCGAUUUCUUCAGUCGAUUUCCUUGCCUCCCUCCGGUUGGUCUCUUUUAGCCUGGACAACCUGAUGUUUACCACAACAAAAGAAACUGAACUACCUGACUCUUGACUGAGAAUACCUCCACUUUUCAGGAGCUUGUAAGUUAGAAGACUGAUAAGAUGCCCCUGGUAGCACGGAGGCUGAGAGAUCCUGACAUAAAUCCUUGCUUGUCGAACCUAUUCCACCUCUCAAAUGAUGCCUAUCUUACAUGUUUAAGGAAUCUGAUGCUUCUACGAGAUGUAUGGAUGAAAAUAACUAUGAUAGGGAAAGGUGUUCCACUUACUUCUUGAAGUACAAAAACUGCCGGAAAUUCUGGAAUUCUGUCAUGCUCAAGAGAAGACAGAAUGGAGUGAAGCCACCUAUGCCUACAGCAGUAGAAAGAGACGAAAUCUUGGGAGCAAUGGGAAAGAUGCCCUAUUGAAUGUUUGCAUUAAAAUUGUUUAUUUAAAAGCAGAUGAAUAUUUUCAAUUAAUGAUUAUGAUAAUCUUCUAGGACCUUAUAGGCCUUACCCAGCCAGAUCUUAAAUUCUUAAAUUAAGUUAAGCCCGUGUCCUUUGUGUUAGCUCUCCGUGCCAGGAUGAUAAUGUGCCACUGCUGACUGUGCUGUGUCACUGAGUUUACAUUACUUCCUUCCUGGAAUCAGGGGAGUGUUAGGAAAGGCUGCAUGAGGAGUUGCGCGUUUCCUCUGGGUCUCGAAAGAAAAGUAAGAUGUGAACAAGUAAAGACGUAAUGGGGAUGAAAGGAAGGCAGUGUUUCAUGUGAGCAAUGACAUGAUGGGAGGAAAGCAUGAGCCAAAUUCAGGGGCCUGUCUGUAGACCGUUCCACCUAGAGUUUAAGGUGGGUAGGAGUGCCGGGCGAGAAGACUGGGGAGGUAAGUUCAGAGUGCAUGUUCUGGUGGGCCUCAAAUCUGAUGCUCAUUACUAACAUCUCUGUCCUUACUUAACUCACUUUUUAAAUUAGGUUAGUACAUUCACCGUGCAGGAAGCAGGAGUGCGGGAAGGCUGUCUUCAAUAAAUAGCAUGCAAGAGAACUGGUAUUCUUUAUUUUCUUUCUUUAAAGAAAGGCCUGGUUAAAGUAUUCUGUGACUAAAAUUCAUAAAUAUUGAUUAACUUUCUGAAGGCAUGCCGUGUUUCCCCGAAAAUAAGACCAGGUCUUAUAUAUAGUUUUGCUCCAAAAGACGCAGUAGGGCUUAUGUUAAGGGGAUGUCAUCCUGAAAAAUUAUGCUAGGGCUUAUUUUCCAGUUAGGUCUUAUUUUUUGGGGAAACAUAGUAGUAGUAUGCCUUGAACCAUGGUAAUGGGGGAAAAAGUGAGUGUCUUAGAAGUAGGAUUUCUAUUUUCAGGAUGAGAUGGGCAGGAAAGGGUAUGAGGUUCAUCAGGUGUUUGCAACACUGGGAUGAAAGUAGAGUUCAACUUCAUUGUGAUAAAAAAACAAGAAUGGUAUGGUGACCAGGGUGGAUUGUGUAGCAGCUCUCAUACCCACUGGUUUCUAAAAUCCAGUUUGUUUCAUUUACAGAAUAGUUUUAUAAAAGACAUUUAAUAAAAGUUAACGUGUACUAGACAAUCAAUGAAAACAAUAGAUGUGUCCUUUUUCUUCAUCUGGUCCAGGAUCAAGAGUAUAAUUUUAAUGGCUGCUAACAACAUUGGUCUUAUACCGAAACACAGCUCAGAUGUUUUUAAGUCAUAGGACCUUGAUUGUUAAAUGUGAUUCUAAUUGAAUAAAAUGUGAUUUUAUUUUGAAUAAAAUUUUAUUCAAAUU